UGAGUCCUGUGUUGUCGAGGAGGCCUGCGGUGCUGGGUCUACACUACCUGUCUCUCCUGGUUUCGAGCCGAUUGGGAAGAACACGUGCAUGCAUCUGAAAGAGGAAAUGGAGCCAGUGACCUUUGAGGAUGUGGCUGUGAACUUCAGUCCAGGAGAGUGGGCUUUCUUGAAUUCUAGUCAGAAGAAGCUUUACAGAGAUGUGAUGACAGAAACUUUUAUGAACCUGAUCUCUAUAGGGAAAACAGAAGAAAACAUUGAAGAGGAGUGUGAAAAUUUCAGAAGAAGUUUUCGAACUCAGCUAACUGAGAGAGACUGUAAAUGUGGAAAUGGUUGUCAGUGUGGAGAAGCCCACCACCCAAUUCCGGAAUAUGUUGAUAAUGAGCACAUGCCUUCUGCAACAGCAGUACGGGAAAGCAGUAUGUGUGCAAGAGGCACCAUUGGUCAUUUACCCUCAGCUGUGCAUCUCACAAGUGAAACGGGAAAGAAACCAUUUGAGAAUAAGGGAUAUGUGGAAAUAGCAUUUCAACAUGAGAAACAUUAUGCAGAUUUCACCUCUUCCGAAUACUUUCAGGUACUCAAAAGUCCUAGGCAGAUAUUUCAUAAAAAGAAACAAUCUAACGAAGUGUAUAGGAUUCACACUUCUGACAAAAAUGAUGAGCAAAUUUACGGUGAUGGUACAUGUCACGAAUACAAUCAGUUUGAUAAAGCCGUCAGGAAAUACACUUACUUUCAAAUAUAUGAAAGAAUGCACACUGGAGCAAGACCGUUUAUGUGUACACAGUGUGGCGAAACCUUUGUUAAUUUCAGUCAGCUUGUCUACCAUGAAAAAAUUCAUACUGGGAAGGAAUGUUAUGUGUGUAAUCAGUGUGGAAAAGCAUUUAGACACUACUCGUACCUUCAGAAACAUGAAAGAAUCCACAGUGGAGACGCUCCCUAUGUGUGUAAGCAGUGUGGCAAGGCAUUCAUUCGUUCAUCACACCUUCUUGUCCAUGAAAGAACUCACACUGGAGAGAAACCUUAUGCCUGUAAGCAUUGUGGAAAAGCAUUCAGCCAUCACAGCGCCUGUUAUAGACAUGAAAUAAUUCACACUGAAGAGAAACCCUAUGUUUGCAAGCAGUGUGGAAAAGCAUUUACCUGUUCUACGUCCCUUCGCAACCAUGAAAGAAUUCACACUGGAGAAAAACCUUAUGCGUGUAAGCAGUGUGGCAAGUCCUUCAUCCAGCGUGAUGCUUGUUACAAUCAUGAAAGAACACACACUGGAGAAAAGCCCUAUGUAUGUAAGCAGUGUGGAAAGGCAUUUACAUGGUCCACAUGCCUUCGCAACCAUGAAAGAACUCACACUGGAGAGAAACCUUACACAUGUAAGCAUUGUGGGAAAGCCUUUACACAUUCCAGUACCCGUUACAGUCAUGAAAGAAUUCAUACUGGAGAAAAACCAUAUGUAUGUAAAAAGUGUGGAAAGGCAUUCAUUCAUUCCAGUCAUCUUAUCAGCCAUGAAAAGAUCCACACUGGAGAGAAACCUUAUGCAUGUAAGCAUUGUGGGAAGGCUUUCAUUCAACGUAAGGCCUGCUACAAUCAUGAACGAACUCAUACUGGAGAAAAGCCUUAUGUAUGUAAACAUUGUAAGAAAGCAUUUAGGUGUUCCACAUACCUUCGCAAUCAUGAAAGAACUCAUACUGGAGAGAAACCUUACAUAUGUAAGCAUUGUGGAAAAGCCUUUACACAUCAGAGUGCCCGUUACCGUCACGAACGAAUUCACACUGGAGAGAAACCAUAUGUAUGUAAAAAGUGCGGGAAAGCCUUCAGUGAUUGCAGCUAUCUUGUGAAACAUGAAAGAAUUCAUUGGAGAGAAACCUUACACAUUCAAAAAUAGAGAAGCUUUUGUGUGUUCCACAUCCCUUUAUAUGCAUGGAAGCUGACAGAAAGAACUGGAAAUUUACAGCAGUGUAUCUGGUGGCCUUGCCUGUGCUUACUUAUGUUGUGAGGUAUGAAGGAAAGAAGAGUGUGAACAACUCACAAGAAGGCUCAAUGGGUAAAGGUGUUUUUUCCUAAGUCAGGUAAUCUGAGUUCCAUCCCAGGGUCCCUUAUAGUGGAUAUAGAGAAUUCCCAAAUGUUUACCUCUGAGUUCCAGGUACACACUUGGACUCACACACAAACUGAAUAUUUAUUUUUAAAAACAGUGGAGAUUAACUAACUGAAAGCUGCAAAAGUGUAGUUGUAUCCCCAAUAUGCAAAUAUAUAUAGGAUAACAUCCUAUUGCACUGGGCAUGGUAGGGCGUGCCUUUUAUUCUAGCACUUGGUGAAGAAGAGAUGGUAGAGAUCAGAGAACUAUAACGGAUAUAGUGGGUUUGAGCACCACAUGGGAGGUUUAAGAAGAACCAGUUAGAAGCAAGUGGAAUUUUCUUUACAAAAAGAAAAGAUGGUUCCACUAUUAAAAGCACAUACUGCUCUCCCUGAGGACCUGAGUUUUUCAGCAUCCACACAGUGUGGCUCACAGCCACCUCUAAUUCCACAUCCAAGAUGUGAUGCCCUCUUCUGGCCUCUGCAAGCACAGAACACAUGUGAUACACAUACUUAGAAUUAAAAACACAUCUUUAAGUAAUUAUGUGUAUAAAGCAAACAGUUGUGGAUUUUUCACAUAAGAAAAUUUAUGAAAUAUUAUGUAAUUCAAUCUUAUAAGAAUAAUAAAUGUGGAGACUGAACAAAUUUAUUUGUACAGAAUAUUUCUGGAAAUAACCUGGAUUACAGUAAAAUUAUGAGAAUUUUUGUCAUUGUUCAAGUCUUAUAUGUAACCUUUUACAUUGUUUUUUUUAUAGUUUUGAAAUAAGAUUUCAUAAACAAUGUCAUAAUUUUGCCUGCCUGUAUUACCUACUGUUUGGAAUGUUGAAGCUACCAAGAGACUGUCCCUAACAAUAGCAAUCAUAUAUAAAAAAAAUUGUGUUGAGGUAGUGUAAGUUUGGUUAAUUAAUGUCAUUUAAAUGGUAUUGUUUAAAUGAAAUGAGGUAGAACUUUUUCAACUUUACUGUAGAGCUGUUGGAUUCAUUGAACUGAGAUGCAUUUUUAAUAGAACAGUAGACUUAAUUUCACCUAGUUUGUUGGUAAUUAUGGUUCAUUUGAAAGUAAAAAUAUAUGCUUCUUAAAAGUAUUUUCUCAUAUGUCAUAUUUUUUAAAAGUAUUAUUAAUUCCUUUACAAUUUCCUUACAUUUAUGUGAAAAUGGAAAUUUUCUGGUGUUUACAUAGAUUUUUAUAUGUUGUACUUUUCAGUGUAUGUGUUGUUCCAAUAAUAGUGCUUUGUUUCUUUUUUGUUUGUAAACAGGAUCUCACUAUGACUGGUCUAGAACUCACAUAGUUCCUGCCUUUGCCACCAAAGAGUUGGAAUUAAAGCUUGUACCACCACA
Arvicola amphibius (Eurasian water vole) is the source of this 3398-nucleotide messenger RNA. Its product is annotated as zinc finger protein 883-like. Gene Ontology annotation, molecular function: RNA polymerase II cis-regulatory region sequence-specific DNA binding; DNA-binding transcription factor activity. The transcript is spliced from 4 exons. Bases 89 to 1873 code for a protein of 594 amino acids. Gene Ontology annotation, biological process: regulation of transcription by RNA polymerase II. The record is from RefSeq and is a predicted model, not a curated record. NCBI's taxonomy places the organism in Eukaryota, Metazoa, Chordata, Mammalia, Rodentia, Cricetidae.